Messenger RNA from Polyodon spathula (Mississippi paddlefish), 3031 nucleotides. Its product is annotated as transmembrane protein 47-like. Gene Ontology annotation, cellular component: cell-cell junction; membrane. Bases 109 to 627 code for a protein of 172 amino acids. Gene Ontology annotation, biological process: cell-cell adhesion. The record is from RefSeq and is a predicted model, not a curated record. The transcript has 3 exons. NCBI's taxonomy places the organism in Eukaryota, Metazoa, Chordata, Actinopteri, Acipenseriformes, Polyodontidae.
UGCACAUCUGACGUGAGUCUCCAGCAGUUUCUCUGUGUGGGUACACGAGUUUUUUCGCCUCUCAUACUUGAAACUUCUGAACUAGAGAUUCGUAUACUUUCUAAAAGGAUGUCGGUCAAUGAAGCAUACGUGUUGCGUCCCUUUAAACUGAUCGCUCUGUUCUGCGUGUUUCUGGCACUUUCUCUAGACUUGGUAGCACUGCUCAGUCCGGCUUGGGUCACCGCUGAACAAUACUCUCUUUCGCUUUGGGAGUCCUGUAACAAACACGGGGACUUUUGGCAAUGCACCCCUACGUUUAAAACAGACUGGCAGGUCGCCACGCUGGUGCUGCUGCUGACUGGAGCAGCGGUCACUCUGGUGGCGUUCAUGAUUGGCCUCAUCUCGCUGUGCCGGGGCACUCAGAGGAAACACUACCGCACUGUGGCCAUCUUCCUCUUCACCGCAGUGGUUCUGCAGGCCUGCGCACUGGUCCUCUACCCAAUCAAGUUCAUCGAUGGGGCGGUGCUGCAGACGUACCAUGAGUUCAACUGGGGCUAUGGACUGGGCUGGGGGGCUACCAUCUUCAUGCUUGGAGGGGGGAUCCUUUUCUGCCUCCGGACGGAUUUGUACGAGGACCCCUAUUACUAGGCCAAGACCAGAUUCUUCUUCUUUUUUUUUAUUAGACCAGUAAAUGGGACUGGGCUUGUUGGAAAGAUAGAAUUGGUAACCGCUGUAUGAAGAGGCUGGUAGUCUCAGCCCAUGCAGAGAUGAGGGUGAGGACUAUUAGAGGUGGAGCUCAAGGACCAAUGCAAUCAUUCCCCAUGUAACAACUUCAGCUGCUGACUCCAUGUGCAUUUCCAUGUGUUAAAAAAUAGAUGUCUUUGCUACAGCAGGAGAUAGCAUGAAAUGUUUUAUUAAGUCAUGUACCCCUGUUUUCCUCCCUCUAUUCCACAGGUUCAGUACCCCCCCCCCCCCCCCCCCCUUCUAUUCACAUACACUGUGUAUAAAAUGUGUGCCUUUUAAAGCUGCAAUAAACUGCUUGCUCUAUUUUAACCAGGGUUGUCAGGCAGGGGUAAAACUAUCUGAAACUUGGUCAAAUAGACAUUUCUUUUAAUGAUUUUAAUCAGUUUUACUUCAGAAUUUAUAACCAAGUGUGGUGGUGGUGUUUUUUUUUAAUAAAUAUUCUGAAAGGAUAACAGAUUUUACUUGGUUGAAUUCAGCUCUGCCUCGUGUGAUGUGACAAAGCUGGCACACAGAGGCAAUGAAGUCCAGUCCAGAGGGUUUGCAUUGCUGAUGAGUGCGCAAAGCUUGGAACCGGGUCAGUUGGUGAACAGAUACGCCCCUAUACAGAACAGCAGGUCUUUCAGAUCCGCUGUGUGUGUUUAUAUGAACACCUACGAUAUUAUAUAGUUAUAGGACAAGAACGUCUGUGUAUUAAGGAAUAUCUGCACUAGUAGAGAGGCUGAAAGCCGAGGUCUGUUGAAGUGCUUUGAGUGUCUAUGUAACCCAUACACAGACAUUCAGUGUCCUAUAACUUUGAUAUUCUGCUUUAUUAUUAGUACACAAGAUAUAAAUCCAGCUCUGUGUGUUUUCUAAUCAUGACCAUCCUUUUAGUCCAUUUCAUUUUUUCAGUUACCUUGAAAAGGUUAAUGAAGACUUAAGUGGCUGAGGUAGGCGGUCGAUUGUGAUGUCACCGUUUUGAAUGGAAUUCCAAGAGCUGCCACAGGUGUGGUUUUAGUUUUAAAGCAGGUGACCUCAAUCGCGCUGAUUUGGAGAAUCCGUGAUGUCUGGAAUACAGAAGGUGAAACAUGCGAUCCGAUUGGCUGAAAGAUCCUGAGCAGCAUAUACUUAAAAUGUCAGCCAUGUUUCUUCAUGAAUAAAGGGCUCAAAAAGUAAAUGACAGCACAUGAAUACAGCUUAACUAGUUUUAUUUAUUAUGUUUGUUUCAGAUUUGUAUUUUCCUGUUUUGAAAUGGCUAACAGUUCCUUUGUUUCGAUGGCAUCCCUUAGUAUCAAAAUAUGUUGGAAGAAGAAAAUAUUUUCCUAUCUGUUUUAUAUAUAAUUUUUUUUUAUAUUGAAUCACACUUUGAUGUUAAGGAGAUGUCAGUUUCAAAGGUGCUUGUUUUGAAAUGACCAGUUGAUUUAACCCUUAGCAUAAUGUUUCCACUGUGUUAGACUAACACAGCAAAUGGCCUGGGGGGGCCCUUGUGAUGUCAUUCAUGGGCAGAGCUGAAUGCUUGCUGUUAUUCUGUGUGCUGCAUAAUCAAUGGAACACUGUCUGGGCUGGGUUGGCUGCACAAUCUCCUUCUCUGCCUUUACCUUAAAGAUACACACACGUCAACUUCAAGAUUUUCUCUGUUGAAACAAAGCUGUACUGCAUUUUUCAAGCUUUGUAACUCAGAGUGGCGGGAGUGAGUGGAAAGCUUAAAAAAAAAAACAUUUUAACUAAUUUGUGGACAGUUAUCCUUUUAGCUUUGUGCAUUCAUUUUCGCAUACAGUGAAACCUCUCGAUUUAAUACCAGUCAAGGGCUCAGAUUGUGUCAUUACUAGAAAGUUCUUAAGUUAGCCAACGUGUGUUUUUUUAACAGUUUAACUCUCGUAGGGAUUGUGUGGUAUAGCUUUCACAUUUGGUAGUUUACAGCGGGAGGUGGGGUUUAACAAAGGGUUUAUACAUUUUGGGCUUAAUGCUGAGCGAUGUUCUUUGUAUUGACUUUAAAACAAAGUUUAACUGAACAGUAUUGGGAUACAGUGGGUAAGACAGUUAUAUGGUCAAUAGUAUUGGGAUACAGUGGGUAAGACAGUUAUAUGGUCAAUUCAAUAUUAUUUUUAAAAAUGUCUAGUUGUGUUUAUAGUAAAAUACUGUGUUUUCCUGUCCAGGGUUUUUUAUGUCACUCUUAAAACUGUAUCCAGUGUUCUAGGGUCCACGUAUCGUAUAUGAAACACAGAGGGCUCUUGUUGCAGCCUGAGCCACUCCAGCACACCUCUAUUUUACAUUAUUGGCCUUGUAUGGGCAUUGCUGAGAUUCAAAUAAAUGCAAAGUGUUCUCUUGUGAA